AUGACUAGCAGCAGCCCAAACGAGGACAAGAUUCCAACAAAACGAGAACUAAUCCAACUCAAACCAGCCGCAACACCAAUCAGACUCGAAGGAGACUCAAGCAGAGGACUAGAACCAGCCACCUACCAUCCCAUACAUGGAAUACUCCAACAGGCACCCACCAUCUCACUCAAGAAUCAGAAGGUACUCGAGGAGGACGAAUACAUGGAAGCACUCUCAAAGAUCAUCAAACGAGACUUCUUUCCUUCACUCGACCAAUUCGAGAGACAGAAACAGCAAUGGCUACUAGAACAACGCCGUCGGAAGAAUAUCAACAACAACAACAACAACUUGUUACACUCACCAUCAGCAUCCUCCGUUCGAUCAGCAUUCACUAACUCAAAUCUAAACCAUCUCAACUGGUCAUCCGAAAAUCAACCUCGACCCACCAAAGGAUGGGAGGAUGGUCAACCGACCCCAAAAAUCACUCAAUCUUGCACACCAGGAAGAACCCCCCUUCGAGCCAACACACCAUCUGUCGAGACACCCAUCCCAUCAACCCCAACCCCAACUCAGUUACUCGACCCAACAGGAGCAGGCCAACCAACAGCACCGAAACCAUACGACGAAUCACUCUCACUCGACGAGUUCUGUUCGCGCUACACAUCCGAAGACAACUCCUCAUUCUCCGAAAUCCUCAACAAUGCCAACCGACUCAAACGGAUCAAGUACGCCUGGGCAUUCGACUCCUCCACCAAACACAACUCCCGACUACUCGAGUCCACCCUCAAACGCGAACAUCUGAUCGGAAUGAUUGGCAAGAUGGCCGAAGGUGGCCAUGGGAUUGGUCUGAUUGAAGGGAUCUCCGGCAAACCUGGGGAGAGGAAGAUGGUCGAGAACGUGGUGACAACCGAAGAACGAUUGGCAAUCCAAGCCGGAGAAGAACCCAAGCUGAUCACAAAUGGUCAAAACAACCCCACACCUCAAUCUACUACCGCCGGAAAGUCGGCGACGGCGAUAGAUCUAGUCACCGACCGACACUCUCAGCCGAUCAAGAACCCAGACUCAUGGCCACACGUGACCAGAAACGCACUGAUGUUCUCACCCGACGCAAACACUAGCUCUCAUCAGCCUGCCAAGCCACCCCCCUUCCCCGCCAAACCUGACCUGCUUCCUGGAGACCCUAAAUCAAUCAAUCAUGCUAGCACCAGGAUGACCAACGAUGAUCUCUUGGAAGCUAAUCUCAAGAAAUCUAGAGCUACUACUAGUACUCGUCAUAGUCACUCCUCCUUUAGUCCCACUCGUAGUCAGAUCGCAGCCGCUAUCAAUGGAACCCCAAAUCGAGCCAGCGGUUCACCAAAAGUCAAUGGGUUCUCAUUUGUCCCGGAGUUACCAACGCCAGAUCCGGACGAGAUGAAGAGGAGUACGGAGCUCGAUGAACUGAUGACAUGGGGCGAGAUCAUGACGACGCCGGUGCGAUUGAAUGGGGAUCAGCAAUCUGGGCUGGGGAAUGAAGAAGAUGGCCAGGAUGAUGAUGAGGAGGAAGAUGAGCGGAUGGUCGAGGCGGGUCCGUUCCGGAUCUGUAAGCGGCCUAGACGAGAAGAAUUGGCGAUCGGAAUGGCCCGACAAGCUAGCAAAUCUCUCCGUCAGAAGUACGGCCAUUCCGCGGGCCUGGCCACCGGUCGGGCUCCGUCUCAACUUCGCCGAAGUCUCUUGGGCGGAGACCAAGCCUCCUCGCCCAUCCAUCAUCACUCUCAUUCUCCCGCCUCUUCUCUUUCACGUCGAAAUCCUCAGCCCGGCCGCUAA
Molecule: messenger RNA, 1785 nt
Organism: Puccinia graminis f. sp. tritici CRL 75-36-700-3
Lineage: Eukaryota; Fungi; Basidiomycota; Pucciniomycetes; Pucciniales; Pucciniaceae
Exons: 4
Coding region: 1-1785 (594 amino acids)
Cellular component (GO): catalytic step 2 spliceosome
Source: RefSeq, a predicted model, not a curated record